Cavia porcellus (domestic guinea pig) is the source of this 1922-nucleotide messenger RNA. RefSeq names its product tafazzin, phospholipid-lysophospholipid transacylase (gene Tafazzin). Gene Ontology annotation, biological process: inner mitochondrial membrane organization; cardiolipin acyl-chain remodeling. Lineage: Eukaryota; Metazoa; Chordata; Mammalia; Rodentia; Caviidae. The transcript is spliced from 9 exons. Gene Ontology annotation, cellular component: mitochondrial membrane. The coding region runs from base 279 to 1247 and encodes 322 amino acids. The record is from RefSeq and is a predicted model, not a curated record. Gene Ontology annotation, molecular function: 1-acylglycerophosphocholine O-acyltransferase activity.
GCCGGGCGCCUCAGCGGGCUCGCUUUCCGGCGGCGCGCGGGUCCCGCUUGUCGCUUGCCCCCCCCUCCGGCCUCCGGCCUCCGGCCCCUGGCCCCGGCGGCAGGUCCUGUGUGGCGCCGCACUGGCCUCACCUGCGAGGUGGCCUUAGCCAGGGCCCCCGUCUCGCGGAUCCGCGGUCCCGUGGGUGCCGGAGGCUGUUCAAGACCCCUCCGGCGACUGAGGACCCGAACCCAGGACGGCCAGUCCGCGGGCUGCCCGGGCCGGCGCAGGGCCGGGCGAUGCCCCUCCAUGUGCGCUGGCCGUUCCCCGCUGUCCCGCGGCUCACAUGGACCCUGGCCAGCAGCGUCGUCAUGGGGCUGGUGGGCACCUACAGCUGCUUCUGGACCAAGUACAUGAACCAUCUCAGUGUCCAUAACAAGGAGGUGCUGUACGAGCUCAUCGAGAACCGAGACCCCAGCACGCCCCUCAUCACCGUCUCCAACCACCAGUCUUGCAUGGACGAUCCUCACCUCUGGGGGAUCCUGAAGCUCCGCCACAUCUGGAACCUGAAGCUCAUGCGCUGGACCCCGGCGGCGGCGGACAUCUGCUUCACCAAGGAGCUGCACUCUCGCUUCUUCAGCCUGGGCAAGUGUGUGCCCGUGUGCCGGGGAGAUGGCGUCUACCAGCGGGGCAUGGACUUCAUCCUGGAAAAGCUCAACCACGGAGAUUGGGUGCACAUCUUCCCAGAAGGGAAGGUGAACAUGAGCUCUGAGUUCCUGCGCUUCAAGUGGGGUGAGCCCUGCUGGCUGCCCUGGGCCAGGCCUGUGGGCGGCAGGGGACGGGGGCCAGGCAGUGAUCCGGGUGCUACCUGGCAAGUGGGUCUCAGUGGGAACUGGCAGGGUGGUGCUGGCUGGGUUGGGGCAGGAUGGCUGGGCACAGCCCAUGCCAGCCUUUCUGCCACUUCCCUGGCAGGAAUCGGGCGCCUGAUUGCUGAGUGUCACUUGAACCCUAUCAUUCUGCCGCUGUGGCACGUGGGAAUGAACGACGUCCUUCCUAACAGUCCACCUUACUUUCCUCGCUUCGGGCAGAAAAUCACCGUGCUCAUCGGGAGGCCCUUCAGCAUGCUGCCAGUGCUUGAGCGGCUCCGGCUGGAGAACAAGUCAGCUGUGGAGAUGCGCAAGGCCCUGACAGACUUCAUCCAGGAAGAGUUCCAGUGCCUAAAGAGCCAGGCCGAGCAGCUGCACAACCACCUGCAGUCGGGGAGCUAGGGGCCCGAGCCCAGCCACAGCUAGGCCUAGGUUGGCGUGCUGGGCUCCGAGUGGUGCCAGGUGGGCGUGGACCCUGCCCUGUGCCUGCUUCCAGCUGGUGCUCUAGCCCAAGGAAGGGCUCUGCUGCCGUCCUCUGGGCCAUGGAGCAAGAGGAGGCUGAGGCGGGGCCACUCCUAGGGCUGGCGUUGGGAGAGGCAGAGUGGGCACCUCAGUGGGGACAGGUGGCCUCUUCCCACCCACUCUUGCCGGUCCAGAAGUUGCUCAGGGAUGGCUGUUGCCAUGUCUUCCUUUUUUUUGUUUUGAGACAGUGGCUUACUGUGUAGUACAGGCCAGUAGGAAUUGACUUGGUAACUCAGGCAGGUCUGGAACUUGCAGUGAUUCUCCUGCCUCAGCCUCCCAGGUGUUGGGAUGACAGGUGUGUGCCGCCAUGUCCAGUUCCCAUGUCUUCCUUCUAAAGCCCAGGUUUCCCACUUCGGGGCCUGGGCCAGGACAAGGUGGCCACAGGGUCUAGCCAAUAAGUAGCAAGAGUAGAAGAUGAGGUAUGUCCAGGUAGACCUUGGUCACCCUGUGCAGGGCUAUGACCUCCCACCCACCGUCUGCUGUCCAAGCCCUCUUGUCCUGGCUCAGGGUUUCUGUGUGUUUUCAACAAUAAAGCAUUUGUGUCAUGCUGUUGUA